AUGGUUUUUAACUCGUCGGCUGACUGAUCUCUCAGAAAAAAAUCUAUCAAUCCUUGGGUGGAGUAUUUUUUUUCUACUUUUUUUUACUCCCAUUCUCUACAAGGCAACUAUUUGCUCGGGACACAUACGUGAACCUCCUCAAAUUGGCGCACUAAUCCUAAAAGGAGCCAUGAAGUGUUAAACGGUAGAAACACAGAGAGCGGCGCUCAGACACCCGCACGCAGGGAGAGAGGGAGGAAACAGCGCAGCUCCAGUGCGUCUGUGCAACACAGGCUGAAGAAAAAAAAACUUAUCGACUCACAAAACCAGAACCUGCGCUGCGCAAUUAGUGCGAGAGAACUCACUUUUCCUUCGGUUUUGAAGAAAAUAAAUAAAGAAAUCAAGCUGGCUCAGUGCGUGUCUCAGCAGCCUACUUUGACAGGUGCUCCUCACCCCCUUUGGAGGACUGUCAACAGCAAGAGGAUGGCAUCAGAGCUGGCAAUGAGCAACUCCGACCUGCCCACCAGUCCCCUGGCCAUGGAAUAUGUUAAUGACUUCGAUCUGAUGAAGUUUGAAGUGAAAAAGGAGCCGGUGGAGCCCGAUCGCAGCAUCAACCAGUGCAGCCGCCUGGUCGCCGGGGGAUCCCUGUCUUCCACCCCGAUGAGCACGCCUUGCAGCUCGGUUCCCCCCUCUCCAAGCUUCUCGGCGCCCAGUCCGGGAUCAGGGAGCGAGCAGAAGACGCACUUGGAGGAUUUCUACUGGAUGACCGGGUACCAGCAGCAGCUGAACCCCGAGGCUCUGGGCUUUAGCCCAGAGGACGCCGUAGAGGCGCUGAUCAGCAGCAGUCACCAGCUCCAAACCUUUGAUGGCUAUGCCAGAGGGCAGCAGUUCGGCGGCGCGGCCGGGGCAGCGGGCGCCAUGGCCGGGGAGGAGAUGGGAUCAGCGGCCGCUGUGGUGUCCGCGGUCAUCGCUGCAGCCGCAGCCCAGAACGGUGCUCCCCACCACCACCACCACCAUCACCACCACCACCACACGGGGACACACCACCCCUCCUCCGGAUCUCAGCCAGGCGGCGGCGCGGGGGGCAACCACCAGCACAUGCGCCUGGAGGAGCGCUUCUCGGACGAGCAGCUGGUGACCAUGUCGGUGCGGGAAUUGAACCGGCAGCUCCGAGGGGUCAGCAAGGAAGAGGUGAUCCGUCUGAAACAGAAGAGGAGGACGCUUAAGAACAGAGGCUAUGCGCAAUCCUGUCGAUACAAGCGGGUCCAGCAGCGGCACGUCCUGGAGGGAGAGAAGACGCAGCUGAUGCAGCAGGUGGACCACCUCAAGCAGGAGAUCUCCCGGCUGGCCAGGGAAAGGGACGCCUACAAGGAGAAAUACGAGAAGCUGAUCAGCACCGGCUUCCGAGAAAACGGAGGGUCCAGCAGUGACAACAACCCCUCAUCUCCGGAGUUUUUCAUGACAUCAAGAAAGUUCCUCCACCUGUGAUAGAGAGCUACGUUUUCUUGAUCCCGCCAGCCCGGAGGCUGAGACAUCAUCACGCUGGAAUGCUGUUUCCUGGACAACCUACGGCACCCGGACUGCCAUAAAGCACAAGUCUAAAAAGCAAAGCGCCCCACCCUCCCAGAAGCUUCAGGAUGACCAAUCUACAGAAACCCCCCAAAAACACUACCCAACACUAAAGAUGACCAUUUUUAUAAAGGAGCCUGAAAUCAUCCACUCUGAUUAAAACUGUGCAGGAAACAUCUUUUAAAUGAGACUCAACACCAUCUUUAUUCAAAAAGCCAAAAAAUCAUUCCAGAAAAUUCCCAACAUUUAUUAAUCCCUCAGCUGAUUAAUAACACUUUAGUUUAAUGAGACAUCCACCCCAGCUUUAGCCUACCCCUACAGACACGGAGGUUGUAAAUACUGUACAGACGACUAAUAGGGACAAUGAUAAGAAAUAAAAUUAUUGCAAAUAAUGUACAUAGGCAUAAGAAUCAUACUUCUAGUGGGUUUAUAUAUCCAUGAGUGUUCUGUGCUCAUUUACUUUUUAUUUCUUCUCGACCCCUCAAAACAGUUUUUAGCACAAAAAAGAAUGAAACCAGAAACAGAUUAAAUUAACGGACGAUUAUUAGGAAUAUUAACGCACAUGUUAGCCCAUUAAAACAGGGACGUGCAUUUUUCUAAGCAAAGGAAACCCUUUUUAAUCCAAACCAACCAAGCAAAGAAAGCCGUUGAGUAGAAUGUAUAUGACCCCCCUCCUGUAUCAUGUACCGUGGUUUAGCCCUGUAGUGAUGUGACGUUUGGCAGCUUUUGUAUUGUGCAGUCAGUCUUUUAUUUGUUUCAAACCAACUGCUUCCUCUUCGAUCCUUGUUUGACUUGCCCCAACUCCUCAUGGAUUAGAGAGCCUGAACCCCAACUGGCCGCUCUGCGACCAGGCGCUCGCUCAGCUCCCACAGGUUGGCGGCGCUGCUCGGAUCCUCUGCCUGGAUGGACGGCUGGCAGCGGAAGCAGUUGUUGAAGUACAUGCCGCCUGAACCCUCCAGCUCUGGAGCUACCGCGCAGUAGACCGUGGUUGCUGAACCUUGUUGCUGUGGACAGAAAAAAAAAAGAAAAAGGGGUACAAGGUCAGUUGGGACAAAUCGUGGCUCUGUGACAACGAGACGGCUUCAUCCUGCAGGAGGAAGCAAAAUACGGAGAACUCAUCUACUCACACACAGCCAUUAGGAUGCGCCCUGUCCAGAGAGGACAAACAGUGGACACCGGCAGCGUCCUUUAUAAGACACACACAUACGCAUGCACGAACACACACGCAGCAAGAGAAAGCUCCACGGAGUGGUCACAGGAAAAAAAAAUGACUCAUGCACACGCUGUCUCACCCUGCUCCCUGUAACCCAUGACGACUGGGUUAAAUUACCACGGGAGCGGCAUACUGUACAUAUAAUAAUGUACAUAUAUUUAUUUAUUUAUCUUUUUACAUGUGCAGGACCUUCUACUGUACAGGACGAACAGGAAACAAGACCGGUUCCGGUCUGGAUGGGAUUAAUUGUGAAAACACAGCUUUCAUGUACAUGACUAACAGAAAAAAAGGAGUUUUGAUGGUAAUGAAUAUGUAUAUUUUCACAUUAUGUGUACAGGGAGCUCAGCGGGGCUUGUAAAGCUGAAUAUAAGUAUCAAAAAGUACAAUUCUGUAUCUAUAUAAUAAGUUAGUUGGUUACACACAUUUACACCACACAAGGAUUUAUUUUUCUCAAGGUUAAAGGAGGAGAUUAUAAAGUCUCCAGAAAGUUUUUACGUCGUCUCAAACCCAGACGCAGUGCAAAAGUCAAAAGGGUAUUUGGAUGCAACCUGCUAAGUUUCCCACCCCAGCCCACCCCAUCAGUCAUUAAUUAGCAGGGAUAUUCUUGGAGGGGAGAUUUCUGUGACAUUUGAAAAUGAAAGUUAAAACAGCAGCAGAAUAAACACAUCAGAGAGCAUUACACACAUAACCCGACUGCUCAAAGAGGGAUCUUUCAUGUUGCAGCUCCCGCUCAAAGCUGCUGUGACAGCUUCCCGGCAAACUCCGGCUCUGGAGACGACUUCUGUACAACCACAUGAAAUGGCUCGCGCGCUCUUUAUCUUCCGAUGAGCAUGAUGAGAGUUUUAGCGCAGAGCACUGGCACACACUGAGACGAGCCCAUAUGCGCCGUAGUCAAACAUAGGCAACACACACAGAUAUACGCACAUGCAUAAUGGAGGCACAUUACACGCCAACUGUUUGAACAGUUUCCUAAAGCAGCUGCGAGGCCAGCAUGCAUGACGUGGAAGGAUCUUUAGAGGGCUAAAGAUUCAGUUAAAAAUAUACACUGAAUGCAUUUGCAAGUGACAAAAUAUAAAUAAAAUUAAACACAAAGCAGAUUUGGAGAACUGCUUUCCUCCGUACCGACUCUCUCACACACACUGUGCAGGACCAGCUCUGCAGCAGCAGAUUGAGCGUGUUUGAAGUGCAGCAUGAUGAGAGAGCUGGUAAACGGCAGAUGAAACGGCGGCAUCUCUCUGAGCGUUGCCGUCUGUCUCACCUGCCAGUGAGGCGAUAACUUUACCCACGUCACAUGUCGCCAUAUCAAAGACAGACAAAUGCCAGGCAGUGUCUCUGAGUUGGAGGUUCAUACACACUCCGUCUCACUCAUCUCCCUCACUUAGGGCAUCUGAUUUAGUUUGUCUGAAAGCGAAAUGCCUUUUAAACUUGACAGAGGGUUCAGGUUCUGGGGGGCGCUGACUCACUGACACCCCUUGAACUUGGCUAACUUUCAGAGAUGUUAGUGUGCACUUACUGUUCCUGCUUUAAGGUAAAACACAGAGCUAAAAAUAUCAAAUUAUUAUGAUUUCUGUCAUUGGAAAUCUUCUCUAACGUGUUUAACAAGUCCUUCAGUUCUUUAUAAAGUAAAUCCAGAGCACAGCGGUCAAGUUGGAGGCAGAUAAAGUAUUACAUGGACUGUUUGGACUAUCUUAUUGGUGUUUAGCUCAUUCCCCCCCACCACUUGAUCUUGCGACCUCUGUAAGAGAUAAGGCUGAUGAGAUUAGGCAUUAACAUGCUCAGCCACCCACCACGGCCAUUUAUCAUUGUGUGUGUGUGUGUGUGUGUGUGUGUGUGUGUGUGUGUGUGUGUGUGUGUGUGUGUGUGUGUGUGUGUGUGUGUGUGUGUGUGUUCGACAGCGAGCGUUACACACAGUUGCACACAGGUACAUUUACAUGUAGGAACAAAAGAACACACACACUCCUAGGUAGGGACACAGUAAGGCUAUUCAGAAUCAUCUACAAUGAAGAAGUCCUGUAGGUUUAGAUCUCAGCGUGUCUUUCUGUGUUCUGCAACUAAACGAGAGUCACGUGUGCAGAACUUUUCUAUGAAGCUCUACUGAUUUUUAGCUCUUUUUCAGUCAGAGUGCAAAUUUGGACUUGACCAAAAAAAUUAGGAUGUGAAAUUUGAUUUGGACUUUUAAAACCAACACUAAGAAACACUAAGCCCAAUAACAACCUCAAAAGAUCGUAAAACUUAGAUAUGAAAGAUCCUUCUUUGAUUGGAUAUUUACUUAAAGGCACUCACAAGCUCCCCUCUAAAUACUAUACCCUUACCAUUCAGUUAUUUAAAGAAACUUCAUAUUUUAGUUCUUAGAAGCUAAAGAACCCUAACCCUGACCCUAAAACAAUCUCAGCUGUGCAUUAACCUAGCUUUGAAAGCUUUAUGCUAAACUGUGUCAUUAAUGAACAGGAGCAGCGUUCAGAAACCCAAAUCACACAAAAGAAAAUCCACUCUAAAGCUACAAUAAUAAUAAUUAGAAUAAGCUGUACCUAAUCCUAAAAUAUACCAAAAGAUUACAGCAAUAAAACAAUCCGAAAGAGUAAAAUACCUCAAGAACUUUACAGACCACUUCUAUAAAAGGGUCCAAACACUGGGAGUAAAACACAUCCUGCAAUAAACCGACGUUUGGUGAGCAGCGCUAGUUCUGGGACCAGAUCUGAGUCUUCCAAACUCAAUACAGACCCGGGAACCUCCUGGACGUGCAAUAGGAAUGUCGUUGUAAAGUAUUGAGCAAUAAGCGGUAGUCGAGAAAUCCUCGCUGAGCGUAUUCACAAGCUAUACGGAGAGAUGCUACGUCGUUGAAUCCACCGUAACGUUACUUUUGGUGUGUUUUGUUCAGUGUCUUUGUCAUCCCAGUCGUACUCAGCUGUAUGAGCUUUCUCUGACCCCUAUGCAUGUGACCUUUGACCCUCACACACAUCUGUAGUUAUGGCAUCGUCCUCCUCUCCUGACCUGGGUGUAAAUAAGCCAUUAUUGUGUCUUUUUGGGCUCACCCCUGUACAUAAUAAACCUGUAAAUAAUAACUGCUAUGCAUGCUGAGAAUUUAGCAAUUCUUUCAGGUACUUUUAUAACCUCUCAUAAAGCAUGUGCGGGAAGAAAAAAAAAGUAGAAAAAUAGAAAAGAACACAACAAAAAGGUUUCAAAUAAACAAGUUGAUAAUAUUGUCAGGCAAUAUCCUCUCUUGGACAGUGUGCGUAGAGUCUUCCUGUUUUCUUACUCCUGUGGGUGGUUCUCUUCCAUGUCCUGUGUUUUCUGCUCACCAUCUGUGUCAGUUGUUGUCAGUUGGCAUUUGUACAGCAGCGAGGGUUGAGGCAGAGCAGAGAAGAGAGGGGCGGCUGACCUCUGUGAUGGCGCUCCAGUUCAGCAGCGGUACUAAAGCUGGCAAAGCUAUCCACGCCUGGGACGCCGUUUGAGAAGUUGGUUCCUGGCACCAACAGUAGAUCAUUACAGCGCACGCCCGUGUGAACGCCCUUUAGAUUUGCAGCAAAUCUACAGAAAAUCUGUAUUUGUUUUGUCAAAUUCCCAUUUUAGUUUAAGUUUGGCAAGCUGUCAGGAACACAGGGGCAGUUUUAUUCCAUUUUAGUAAUAUUUAAACCAAACUGACGUGUGAACUAAGUGUUUUUGUCCCUCAUUUAUGGAAACAAAGUUCCCAAACUCCACAAACAUUUGGUGGAAAAGAAAAAGUGCGAAGGCUUCAGGAUUUCUGUCUCUUUUAUUUAAGGGAUCAGGAGGAGUGCAGGUUUUGGCUCAGCCCUCUGCCCAGCCUCGUGUCGUAGCUUUUCUCUGAGUCGGACUCCAAACUGAUUGUGAUUCUGUUUCAGGAAUGUUUUUAGUUUCUUUUUUUCAACCUGUGAUGUUCAAAAAUAUAUGGAGGUGUCUGAUUUUAAAUCUGUGCUAAAGAUAUUUUACAUUUAAUAAAUAACCAUUGAAAGCAAA
Nothobranchius furzeri (turquoise killifish) is the source of this 6736-nucleotide messenger RNA. The record is from RefSeq and is a predicted model, not a curated record. Lineage: Eukaryota; Metazoa; Chordata; Actinopteri; Cyprinodontiformes; Nothobranchiidae.